GCGGCAGACAAUAGAUGAAAGCUGCCGGGUCGUUGCGGGUCUGCGGUGUUGUUGUUUUUCCUGCCGGAGCCGGAACUCGCGGGUAGAGCUGUCAGAGCAGCAUGGCGGAGGCUGACAGGUUUAACUAUGUGUACAGCUGGGAGCUGAACGUCAGCGUGGAGCUCAAAAUAGGGAGUUUAGAAGGAAAACGAGAGCCAAAAAGUUACAGAGCAGUGCUUGAGGAUCCAAUGCUCCGGUUUUCAGGGCUGUACCAAGACCAGUGCUCCGAUCUCUAUGUUACCUGCCAAGUUUUUGCUGAUGGGAAGCCCUUGGCUCUGCCAGUGAGGACAUCUUACAAAGCUUUCAGUACCAGAUGGAAUUGGAACGAAUGGCUAACACUUCCUGUUAAGUACCCUGACUUACCAAGAAAUGCACAGGUGGCACUGACCAUUUGGGAUAUCUAUGGUCCUGGAAAAUCCGUUCCUGUUGGUGGAACUACAGUGUCUUUAUUUGGAAAGUAUGGGAUGUUUCGCCAAGGAAUGCACGAUCUGAAAGUAUGGCCGAAUGUUGAGGCAGAUGGGUCAGAACCAACCACAACGCCUGGCCGGACAAGUAGUUCUGUCUCUGAAGACCAAAUGAGCAGACUAGCCAAGCUCACCAAAGCCCAUCGACAGGGACAUAUGGUCAAAGUAGACUGGUUGGAUAGAUUAACCUUCCGAGAGAUUGAGAUGAUUAAUGAGAGAGAGAAACGGAAUUCUAAUUUCAUGUAUCUAAUGGUGGAGUUUCCUUGUGUGAAAUCUGGGGAUAAGGAGUUUGCAAUAGUUUACUAUGAGAAGGAUGGGGAUGAAUCCACUCAGAUCUCAACAAGUGCAGAGAUUGUUAAAGUGCCAGACCCCCAGAUGUCCAUGGAAAAUCUAGUAGAGAGCAAACAUCAUAAACUUGCCAGGAGCUUGAGAAGUGGCCCAUCCGACCAUGAUCUAAAACCAAAUGCUGCUACUAGAGAUCAACUCAAUAUAAUAGUCAGCUACCCACCAACCAAGCAAUUAACAUCAGAGGAGCAAGAUUUGGUGUGGAAGUUCAGAUAUUACCUCACAAACCAGGAAAAGGCUUUAACAAAAUUUCUCAAAUGCGUCAACUGGGACUUGCCACAAGAGGCUAAACAAGCUCUAGAACUGUUGGGAAAGUGGAAGCCGAUGGAUGUUGAAGAUUCUCUGGAACUUUUGUCCUCUCACUUCACUAAUCCAACUGUGCGACGUUAUGCAGUUGCUAGACUUCAGCAAGCAGAUGACGAAGAUUUGCUGAUGUAUUUAUUACAGUUGGUGCAAGCAUUGAAGUAUGAAAAUUUUGAUGACAUAAAAAGUGGACUAGAACCUUCACGAAAAGACAGUCAAGGCCUCAUGGUAGAUAGCACCUCUGCUGUAAAUCCUUCUGACUUAGACAGUUCCCAGAUCAUAACCAGUGCUCUCCCAACUUCUCCCUCUCCUGGACCUUCAUCUAAAGCCAAAGAUGGAUUGGAUGCUGACAGUUUAGAACAAGAUCUUUGCACCUUCCUGAUUUCAAGAGCAUGCAAGAACUCCACCCUGGCAAACUAUUUAUACUGGUAUGUUAUAGUGGAAUGUGAAGACCAGGACACUCAGCAGAGAGAUCCAAAGACCCAUGAAAUGUAUCUGAAUGUAAUGAGACGGUUUAGUCAAGCUCUUUUAAAGGGCGAUAAGUCUGUCAGGGUGAUGCGCUCACUGCUGGCAACGCAGCAGACGUUUGUAGAUCGACUGGUUCAUCUAAUGAAAGCAGUGCAGCGUGAAAGUGGAAAUCGUAAAAAGAAGAAUGAGCGUCUUCAAGCCUUGCUAGGAGAUAAUGAAAGAAUGAACCUAUCUGAAAUUGAGCCGAUACCUUUGCCACUGGAACCCCAGGUGAAAAUCCGUGGGAUCAUUCCAGAAAAAGCCACCCUAUUUAAGAGUGCCCUUAUGCCUGCAAAGUUAUAUUUCAAGACCGAAGAUGGAGGAAAAUAUCCCGUAAUAUUCAAAAAUGGAGAUGAUUUGCGUCAGGAUCAACUAGUUUUGCAAAUUAUUUCACUUAUGGACAAGCUCUUGCGUAAAGAGAACCUGGAUCUAAAAUUAACUCCUUACAAAGUUCUGGCUACUAGCACGAAGCAUGGAUUCAUGCAGUUUAUUCAGUCUGUACCAGUUGCAGAAGUACUUGCCACAGAAGGAAGUAUACAGAAUUUUUUCAGGAAAUACUCGCCUAAUGACAAAGGACCUUAUGGAAUAAGUGCAGAAGUUAUGGACACAUAUGUAAAAAGCUGUGCUGGCUACUGUGUAAUUACAUAUAUCCUGGGAGUAGGAGACAGACAUUUGGACAAUCUCCUAUUAACAAAAACAGGGAAACUCUUCCACAUUGAUUUUGGAUACAUUCUGGGAAGAGAUCCCAAGCCCCUUCCGCCUCCCAUGAAGCUAAAUAAGGAAAUGGUAGAAGGCAUGGGAGGCACUCAGAGUGAGCAAUAUCAGGCAUUCCGCAAGCAGUGCUACACUGCUUUCCUGCACCUCCGCAGGUAUUCCAACUUGAUCUUGAACCUGUUCUCUCUCAUGGUGGAUGCAAAUAUCCCAGACAUUGCAUUGGAGCCAGAUAAGACCGUUAAAAAGGUACAGGAUAAAUUUAGAUUAGAUCUCUCUGAUGAAGAAGCUGUGCAUUAUAUGCAGACUCUCAUCGAUGAUAGUGUUAACGCUCUUUUUGCCGCUGUUGUUGAACAAAUACACAAGUUUGCACAGUACUGGAGAAGAUAGAUCACAAACGAAGAGCCCUGCUUCUAUGAAAAACAUUAUGUACCUUUGGAGAAAAAGAAUUUGUGUCGAACAGAGAUCUCAUGUGAAUUUUUUAGAAGACCAAAUCAUCUCCUUCAUAUCUUCUCAACAAAAUAAAUGUGUUUCUUUUGCCACCUGGUUCAUCCUAUGUAGCAAUGUAUAAGCUUACACACAACGUAUUUGACUAUGGUGCAGUUUGUGUUUAUUGAAUUUAAUUGAGCUGAUUUGGUGGAGGAAUCAUUGAAUGGUUUAUCUUAUGCCAAGGCAUAAAACAUUUAUUAAUAAAUAAGCAUACAUGCUAUAACUUUGUACACCGAUACAAACGCCUUAUGGGGUUGUAUUGUAAAUAUACCUCACUUUUUCUUCUGUUUUUUUCUGAUCAAACAAUCUUUCAUGCAUUCUGAAAGUGAUGGCCUCUAAAACUAAUUAGAAGAUAGUUUGUUAUUGUGCUCCAUUAAGUAUUAACACCCUAAGUUCAGAAACCAUAACGUUUUGAUGAAUUAUGGAAGCCGGAAAUAUGGUGGUAAUCCCAGUGGCUCUCAUCCACAGUACUUCAAAGAAUGUAACAUGUCAGAUUUUAUUUUUAUGGGCUUUUAUUUGAGGUAUUGCUUGCAUAAAAAAAUAAAAAAUGAUAUUUAAUGAAGAAGAAAGAUUAUGCAAAACCAUAGUAUUCCACCAUUAUUGUGUGUAGUCUCAAAGAUAAGGGCUAUACAUUACGCUUAAUGGGAUUUAAA
Messenger RNA from Pelobates fuscus (common spadefoot toad), 3511 nucleotides. RefSeq names its product phosphatidylinositol 3-kinase catalytic subunit type 3 (gene PIK3C3). The transcript has 25 exons. NCBI's taxonomy places the organism in Eukaryota, Metazoa, Chordata, Amphibia, Anura, Pelobatidae. Gene Ontology annotation, cellular component: peroxisome; endosome; membrane. The record is from RefSeq and is a predicted model, not a curated record. Gene Ontology annotation, biological process: autophagy of peroxisome; endocytosis; phosphatidylinositol-3-phosphate biosynthetic process. Bases 102 to 2759 code for a protein of 885 amino acids. Gene Ontology annotation, molecular function: 1-phosphatidylinositol-3-kinase activity.